Acanthopagrus latus (yellowfin seabream) is the source of this 3499-nucleotide messenger RNA. RefSeq names its product serine/threonine-protein kinase PAK 6. Gene Ontology annotation, molecular function: ATP binding; protein serine/threonine kinase activity. Gene Ontology annotation, cellular component: cytoplasm. Gene Ontology annotation, biological process: intracellular signal transduction; protein phosphorylation; regulation of MAPK cascade. NCBI's taxonomy places the organism in Eukaryota, Metazoa, Chordata, Actinopteri, Spariformes, Sparidae. The record is from RefSeq and is a predicted model, not a curated record. The transcript is spliced from 8 exons. Bases 1 to 2091 code for a protein of 696 amino acids.
AUGUUUCGCAAGAAGAAAAAGAAGAGGCCUGAGAUAUCAGCGCCAAAGAACUUUGAACAUCGUGUCCACACCUCCUUCGACGCCAAGCACGGCUGCUUCGUGGGCCUGCCGACACAAUGGCAAAGCCUGAUAGAGAACCUGCGCAGGCCAAAGCCAAUGGUGGACCCUUCCAGGAUCACCGAAGUGGAGCUGAGGCCAAAGAAGACCAUUGUGCGUGGGAGCAUGAUCGGUCACGGAGACUACAUCACAGCCAUGAUCAAUGACAUGAGCCGUCUGUCUGUGACCAGCUCCAACUCUUUGAGGAAGAGCAGCCCCUCAGCCAGGAAGAGGGCGCAGUCUUUGGGAAGGCUGGGGGAGGUGAAUGAGGGAGACCCUUACCAGUACGAAGGCCUGACGCAGGACGACGAGGACGAGGACGAUGCGGGUCAAGACGACUGGAGGGACAGAACCCGGAACAUCCACAGCGAGACCAACACGCCCUACUUGGGCAUGAAGAAGAGCAUCACUCUGCAGCCCAAUGGGAUCCUGCCAAAAGCCAAGUCCACCUAUGAAGUCGGCAUCACCUCCCCGGAGGGACCAUCGCAACCGCCCCAGUCCCAGAACAUCCCGAUGCUAAGUCACGGGGCUUAUAUGAGUGGUGAGGUGGGCAGCCCUCAGGAGAGAGUGAUAUGGAAGCGAGAUUUCCAGCUGCCCAGGGGAAUGCCUCCAAGUCAGAGACCUAUAGCUUGCUUUUACAGCCCAGCAAUGACUAUACAGCAGCCUCAUGGAGAUCAGAUGACAGUCACCGCGGAACUCCGGCCCAACCCUCCGAUGUACAUGCACCCACAGAAUAGCCCCGGGCGGCCAUUCUCCUCCUAUGACCUGAAAGCGGAGUCGGCAGUGAGGUACCACUCCGGCUUCCUGCCCACUGGCAACAGCAGUCCUCUUGUGGGCGGCAUCAGACCCCAGCGCACUGUUCGCUCGUCAGCUAGCUACACGCUGGGCCUGUCUCCCAACAUGGGACUGAGGCCAAACGGGCCCGACCCCUUCCUCAGACACUCCGGAUGCCCGAAUCCUCCCUACCCUCGCCAGGACAGCCCUUCCCAACCUCGACCCUCCCCUACAGGCUCGCUCGCCACCAGCCCUCCAGGCACCUGCUCCCCUGCCUUCAGACCCCCACAGCAUCCUUCGCCCAGACCACCGCCAGACCCACCCAAAGUCACUCACGAACAGUUCAAGGCGGCGCUGCAGAUGGUGGUGGACAAAGGCGAUCCGCGGUCUUACCUGGAGAACUUUGUAAAGAUUGGGGAGGGCUCGACGGGGGUGGUGUGUAUCGCUACGGAGAAGCACAGUGGCAGGCAGGUGGCGGUGAAGAUGAUGGACCUGCGGCGGCAGCAGAGGAGAGAGUUGCUCUUUAAUGAGGUGGUCAUCAUGAGGGACUAUCAGCACAGGAACGUGGUGGAGAUGUUCAAGUCAGCCCUGGUGGAGGAGGAGCUGUGGGUCAUCAUGGAGUACUUGCAGGGUGGAGCGCUGACCAACAUCGUGUCCGAAACCAGGCUGAGUGAGGAGCAGAUUGCCACAGUGUGUGAAGCUGUUCUGCAAGCCCUGGCCUAUCUUCAUUCACAGGGAGUCAUCCACAGGGACAUCAAGAGCGACUCUAUACUGCUCACUUUAGACGGACGGGUCAAGCUUUCAGACUUUGGCUUCUGUGCUCAGAUCAGCAAAGACAUCCCUAAGAGGAAGUCACUCGUGGGGACACCCUAUUGGAUGGCACCUGAGGUCAUCUCCAAAUCACCAUAUGGCACUGAGGUGGAUGUCUGGUCGAUGGGAAUCAUGGUGGUGGAGAUGGUGGAUGGAGAGCCCCCUUACUUCAGUGAAACCCCUGUAGCAGCGAUGAAGAGACUGAGGGAUGAGCCAGCACCAAGUGUACGAAAUGUCAGCCAGGUCUCCCCAGUCCUAAAAGACUUCCUGGACCGUAUGCUGACUCGGGACCCCCUAGAGCGGUCCAGCGCCACCGACCUGCUGGAGCACCCCUUCCUGCUGCAGAGCGGCUCACCUCAGUGCCUGGUCCCACUGGUGGAGCAGUACCGCAAGCGCAUGUCCCGUUGCUGACCACGGGGUGCACCCGCUCCCCAACACCCACCUUCAGUCUGACCUGUCCAGGCCUCGGACGAUGACAAGCACCGGGGUCCGACUCCUCUAGUAGCACCCAAAGCCUGCGGGCGAUCAGCUGCAGAGAAGCAGACCCAGAAAGACAGCGUGUUGCUGCCGGAGUGAUGGUUGCAGGACGGCAAGUCUGGCUUGACGGACACCGCAUGGUCUCGGGCAUGAGAGAAGCACUUUAGGAGUGAGUUAAAGGCAGCAUGCAGUUCUUCACCUCUCAACUCGGCUCAGUCCGAUUACAGAUUGGCCUCCUGUGACAUUCAGUGGGAUUCAACACAACACUACAUGGUGCAUAUCAGCUGAUAGCAAAAAUCUAUAUUCCAUGUAACUAUAUGUAAUGAACACGCGCUACUCUAAAGAUUCUUUAUAGUGUUCAUAGUGGGCAUUAUUACCAGCCGUGUAAAGCUUAUAGAGCUGGUGUUAGGCUCGGACUACAGUAGCUCAUUGUGACAUUAUUAAAGAAGGUACCUCUGCACACUCACACUCCCUGUUUUGGACACUGGACAACAACCCGGUCAGUACACUCCACAAACACUGACAGUAGACUCUUUGCAUGGCCAAACGGAGGCACACCUGGCCUGAUGUGAAUGCUUGAAUAUGUACCAAACUGGGAUGUGAAAGACAAUUCUCCUUUAUUAGCAUAAUAAAUGGGUGGAUGAAAGCCCAGCUGCUACACUUGGGCUAUUGGAAAAUCACCAGUACCAUGUUCCUCUUUUUCAUAUUUAUUCUUUCUUUCCAAAAGGUGUUGUGGGUCGUUUGUAUGAUGUGAAGUCGCAAAUAAGGUUUUAUUAUUAAGUACGGACUUGAAACAUAAGCAGAUAAAUUAAUAAUGUAAAUAAAAGAUACUGAAUAUUAGGUCCACAUUCCUGCUGAUUACCUGCAGUAAAUUAUAUGAGAUGAAUUAAAAAUUUUACUUUUCUUUACUGAAAAUGUGAGUGUAUAGUUGUAUGUACGUGUGCAUGUGUGUGUGUGCGUGUGUGUGUUUGCGUGUGUGUGUGUGUUUGCGUGUGUGUGUUCGAGCACAUGGGCACAUGGAUGUGUGUGAGGCGACAUCUCGGCCCUCUUUGUAUUGUGACAGACUUUUUAAGAACCACAAGUCGUGCGUGUCGCUCCUCAUCAAGGUGUGUAUGACUGUAUUUGCAUUUGUUUGCCUAGAUAAAGCACACAGGCCUGGCAUGUGAUGCUGCAGGAUGUCUACCUGCUGAGAAACACUUUGCACAUAGUCUUUGUAUUCGGACACGGGCUGACACAUGUUGACAUGUUUCAUGUAUUUCUAUCUCUGUGUGGAUCAUUCAUGAAAAGAGGAUUACACAUUUUAAUUUUGUAUAAAUCAAUAAACGAUGCAUAUUGAAUCAGA